CUCAGCUGAAUUGUGUAUUUUUAUUUAUUAUCAGCAUUUCUGUGUUAGAUUUUCUUAAUUUUCCGCGUUCUUUAUAGUUCAGUAAAGGCAACGCCUUAUUUAAUCUGUGAAAAGUGUUAUUUGAAGUGUGAAAAUUGAUGAGUACCUUUGUUUUGUGUUCGUGAAAUCUUUCAACAAUGUUUGGGAGGCCUAGGUGUAGGGAAUAUACUCCUCUAGCGACCCAGCAAUUACGGCUUCGGAGUCUUAUACAGAUUGUAGGCUACAACAUCCGACCACCCGAAGGCUGUCAUUACCAGUGCAGUUUCUACCUGACCCUCCAUCACACCACCAUGUCGGCACCAUUCUACACUAGUGAGAGGAUCUGCUCGCCGCAUCCAAAAUGGAAGGAGAUAGAUUCAGAAAUAACUCAUCGUAUGUCCUCAACGAACGUUGUCAUACGCAUCUGGUGUCACAUGCUACCACCAAACAAAGAUUACGAAGAUACAGACCGACAAGACACCGUCAUACAGACCUGGGGGGUAUACUUCACAGGCCUGAGGUAUCUAGGGGCCAACUUAGCCUUAAACUUCACCUCAGACUGCUUCAAAAGCAAUACCCUAGUUUUUCAAAUGCAUGGAGGAUAUUUCUGCUCAUACAAAAGUCUUAAACUAGAUAUAAUACCACCAGAAAAUGAGAUAGAACAUAGCUCAUUAUCAUCAGAUUCUUCAGGCAAAACUAAAACAUUAGAAUCUAGAUUUAUUCAGAAUCAUGCAGUGAAAUCUAGAUCGAUAUCACCAAGUAAAUUUUCAAGACGGACCGAUAAAGAAUAUUCAAAAAGUCAUAGUCCGGUCGAAAGAGGAUUUAAACAGAAUUUUCCUACUAUUAAAAACUCAGCGAGUUUAAACAUAGGACAGAGCAGGGAUUUUAGAGAACGGAGCGAAGAAAAGAAGUUAGAUCCAAAUUUAAUAUAUGAACAUUCACCGGAUACUCAAGAUGUUAGUAGUGAUGUUAACUGUGAUAAUUUAUCUAAGAACGCUUCGAAAGAAGAUUUAAAUAAAAUAGAUUUGAGCGAGACCGCUGAGAACUAUGAUCUUCGGAACGAAAUUGAUGUACCGAAGUAUCGGUAUAACGCUUUAAGCUUUUUGAAAUCAGAGAUCCGACCGAGUUACAAUUCGGAUAAGUUGCAGAAGUUGCAUAUAUUGCAGUAUUCGAUUAAGAAGAAGCAAGAAGCGGUGCAAGAUGUGAGAGAGAAGAUUUAUAAGAGUUCAGCGUUGGCUAGUAGUUUGACGGAUGAGUUUGGUGAUGAGGUGCGGUUGAAGAGCAAGUCGCAGCGGAACCUGUUCUCUCCGGAUGAGGAGUUGGAGAGGACGGUAAGGAAUGGAAAGGUGAAGGAUGAGAAACCGGUGUCGAAUGGACCGAGACUGGCGUUGAAGUUGAAUGAUCUCUUAUCUUUUAAGUCGAAACCGUCCCCCUUCCAAAGGGCAGAGCACGUGAGGCUAACGAAACAGAUAGAAAUACUCCGCUUCAAGAGGAUAUUACUGGCGGAUGAGAGAGACAGCAAGCUAGCUAACAUACGAAGACUAAAAGAGAGGCAUGCUAAACUUUGUGAAGAGAAUCAGGAUUUAGGUUUAGAACUAAUGCAGGGUUACCACAGUCUCUCCCGUCGCACUGAUCGACUAAAAGAGCAGAGGCAGUCUGCGGCAGCUCUGAGAGAGCUCGCGGCGCGGGCCCACAGAGAGUUGGCGACACAUAGCGACUCAUUAUUGCAGCAACUGGCGCAGAUAUUCUAUAUCGAACAGGUGGACCAAACGACCUGGAAAAUCCUGGAUGUUCCACUCCCAGUGUGCUCAGACGGCGCGCGGCCGUCGGGCGCGGCGGAUGCAGUAGCGGCGGGCUUCGCGGCGCAGGCGGUCGUGCUCACCGCCGCCAUCUUGAAUUUACCCACAAGAUAUAAAAUUACAUUGUUGGGUUCAGCAACUAAAAUACUAGACAUCACGCCGGAUUUGCCCGAUCCAAACAUACCCCUGUUCGCCCGCGGCGGCGACGCGACGCUAUUCCGCUACGCCAUGUUCCUACUGAACAAGUGCAUCGCGCAGCUGUUGUGGGCUAGGGGCCUACCUGUCACUGAUAUGAGGCCUACGCUCGCUAAUCUACAGAGACUGAUGACUACUCCUCAUAAUUCGAGCGACACGUCAAAACUGUUUGGAACGCACCGAUGGCUGCCGGAACGGUGUUCGCACACGCAGAGCUUGAGAAGCCUUGUCGCCUCAGAUAGAGGGAAGUACAGGCAGUUCAACAGGUUUAAGGACUCCGUCGACGGCCAAUCCCCACAGGCCGUGAUGACGCUGAGUCGACACCGACACUCUAGAAGUGUUGGAAGUUACAACGACGACCAGGAAUCACCCGCAUUAGACCAGUCAACAACAUCCAUAAUGGGAAGUGAACCUAACAUCUACAACACAAAACUGUCCCACGUAGCAUCAGAACCGCCAACACUCAUGAAAUCUCACAAUUCCGACUCCGAAAUACUUCGACACACAACAGAAAACGAAAAAGUCAUAUUCACUUUAGGCGACGACUGUAUAAAUGACAUUAAAUCUGACAGAUUAGUUAAACUAUCUAGUAAUAACGAUGAUAGUGAAGAUGUUAAGAAAAUCUGUUCAGAAAUUAAAGAUUUCUGUGAAAUCAAUGAACAAAAAGAUUUUGACAAAGACGAAGAAGGUUUAGAUAUAGUUAAACAUCUUGAAGGCAACGUGGAUAUAGAUAUAGCGAAAUAUAUGGAAGAGAAGAGAGUCAGCGUUGUUGAAACUUGUGAUGACUGUGAGGAUUGUGACGAAUCUUGUGCUAAAGUGACUGAUGUUAUUGUAAUACCUAGUGCGGAAGCCAUAUUGGAUACUGGACAGGAAACGGAAGUGAAAGAGUGAUUUCUACUACGGAUAUUAACAUUAUUGUGAAGAUUGUUUAUAUAUAAUUGGAUAUUUAAUUGUAAGGUGUUUUCUCAUUGUGGUUCAAGCGAAGCCAUGAAUGCCAAUUUAAAAUAUAUUUUAAUUUUGUUUUAUUGAAACUGGAUUUUUUUGGUUAGGGCGCCUUGCCACUAGAAAUGUGACAAAAUGACAAUAUUAAGUUAGAACAAAGACUAUAGACGGAUAAAGUCUAAGAAAAAAACGUACCUCAAAGCCAUAGAGAAAAAGAAUCGGUGACCUAGAUGGCGUUACACCUUUGGGGAACGCUCGGCUAGAUGGCGCUAAUAUUAACAUUUCCUUUGACAUUUUAACACAUAUCAAGCUAACAAUAUGGGCCAAAUUGUCAAAACAGAGGUCCUUAAGUUUAAAGCCAGCGUCGAGAGAUGGCAGUCUAUGCACUGAGAUUACACAUUUUACUUCGACAGUAACUCUCUAUAAUACAUACUCUAUCCUCUUUGGUUAGAAUAUGGGCCAAAUUGUCAAAACAGAGGUCCUUAAGUUUAAAGCCAGUGUCGAGAGAUGGCGUUCUAUGCACUAUGACUACAUCAUUAUUUUACUUUGACAGUCUUCUUUACAGCAUAGCACGGGUGAAAAAAGUUCAACUAAGAUUAUUGUGUAUUUACACAUCUCUAGUGGAAAGGCAUCCUUAAGCUGAAAUGUCCACAUUAGUAACUUGGAGACAAUACUAUAUUUUGAUGUUAUCAAACUGAUUUAUGAUAUCAUCUAUGACUAUAUGAACUGUAAAAUACAUAAAAAGUCGUAUAUGCCGUUAAAAUUAUAUUGCAAUAGAGAUAUAAUGUACAGAAAAUCUUAUUCAUACCGAUAAGUUAAAGCUUGUACUUGAUUUUGUAAUAGAAAUUAAAACCAUUUUAUUAUAGUCAUCUAUUUCAACACUUAUUUAGGUUAUUUUACAGCAAUUCUUUUUGUCACAAGCAAUUCAUUCAUAUUCGAUUCAAUGAUAUUUCUUCAGAAUUAAUGUUUAAUUAAAUUAUUAACUUGUAGUCUGUAUCUUGAGGUAUGUAAAUGAAAAUGAAUGCUGAGCCGCGGUCCUGGGUUCGAAUCCCGCUAAGGGCAUUUAUUUGUGUGAUGAGCACAGAUCUUUGUUCCUGAGUCAUGGAU
Messenger RNA from Leguminivora glycinivorella, 4061 nucleotides. RefSeq lists its product as uncharacterized. Lineage: Eukaryota; Metazoa; Arthropoda; Insecta; Lepidoptera; Tortricidae. Gene Ontology annotation, biological process: SNARE complex assembly. Gene Ontology annotation, molecular function: SNARE binding. Gene Ontology annotation, cellular component: lytic vacuole; endosome. Bases 177 to 2903 code for a protein of 908 amino acids. The record is from RefSeq and is a predicted model, not a curated record. The transcript is spliced from 10 exons.